AUGGCAGAUCCCAACCCUAACCCCGUCCAAGCCUCGGCCAUUCCUAAGCUUUGGUCAGUUGGCUCUGUCGAACUCAAGGAGCAGGCUGCUGAGGAAAACGAAGCUCGCCCGGCUAUCCCUUACAGGGCAGGCAUCGGCCUGCCGGUCCAGAAACACUGCUCCAGCUUCCCUCAAUACAUACCUCCCAAACAACACUCGCAGUAUCUGGCAGAUUUGUGGCAUCCCUAUCAAGCACAACAAUAUGGAGCUCAAGCCAGAGUGACCCAUCAUGGCCAUCCUCCCAAUAAUCUCCCACCCACUGCUCGUAACCUCACGUGUCCGGACAGUCCGUAUCAAUUUCUGCGUUCUAAGGAACUUGAAGAUCCUUUUGUGGAUGUUCCUGCGAAGGGAGUCGGGGCUUCUUCUCACUUUCACUGCUACCCUCCUCCUGUCGAACUCUUCAAUCCAUAUGUCAGCCAUCCAGGUUUGGGUCACCUCGACCACCGCGCUCAACUUGAGCUUGCAAACAUGAAGCGCCUGUCUCGUCGAAAGGUGAUUGAAUCUCCAUUGGCUAACAAGCCUCGUCGACGGAGAGCCGCCAAGGUCCCCGAGCCUGCCGCCGGUAGCUUCAAUUCCCGUGACUUGGGAAAGGCACCUCAGGGAAAGAGCAACGCCCGCGUGUCUCCUGACCUCCGCCCUGAGUCUGCUCUGCAACGCAGACCUCGCAAAGAAACUCCCCUAGCCAUCCCUGUCUCGAGCUCGGCUAUGCUGAAUGCUACACCCAAUCCUGUUUUUGCUAACGCGGAUGUCAGUCAGCUUGACUUGAACAGUGUGGGAACUGUGGCGGACCUUCCUCGUGUUUGCACUCCUGGGUCCACGUUUUCUCCUGAUACGGAAGCCUUCUUGACAUACUCGGGAAGCCCUGGUUGGUCUCAGAAUCUCACUUGCAGUGAGGACUGGAGCAACGCAAGCCUGCCAACCGGGAUGCGUGGCCAUGGAAUUGAGAACUUCUCCCAAAGCAGCUCUUCUGGGGAUACGCCAAUCUCGCAAUUCGAGAGAUGGCUAGACGGAUUGGCAGAUGACGAGCCUGGCCCAUCACAGGGCCCAUCGCAGGGCACAGCCAACCGAGAAAUUCUUUACAUCCUCACUCUACGAGAAAUCAUUGAAGUCAGUUCAAUUCGCAAAUACUUACAACAUUGCCAAGAUUUUACUCCAAUUCUAACCAAAACCAAAGUUGUCCAGCCUCUUCAACUCUGGAGAGCAGCCAAGAAACUGAGACAGUCCACAGAUGGGAAGGGUUGCCGGGUCGCAAAGAAUGCACACGAAAGGCAUGAGGAGGAGACUGGGGAAAUACUGAUUGAGAUACUGGAGGAAAGUCGACAUGACGGUUCACCGGCCUCGUCUUUCAGUCUUGCAAUACUGAAAAAGGUUCUAGCUCACAUACUUCAGACGGUGCUGCACAGCAAGUCCGUCUUCUAUGGAUCGUUCCCAUCAAUUGUCGGAUUAGUGAAUGAAAGAGGAAUUUCUAUCGUAUCUGCAUCUCUACCGGAGAGGCCAAACUCUCUGUUUGUCCUUUGUACCAGACAUCCUUUCCCUCAAGAGAGAAAGGCGAGUUACUUUAACAGCCGAGGCAAUGGUUUGCUUCCAAGCUUGGACUGCUCGCAUCCAAGUCAACACAAAUAUGGCAAAACAGUAUUAGACAAGACCAUUGGAGUUGUCAAUUCCCUGCCGAUAUCUAUGCAUUCCGCUGCUAAUGACUCUGAGCCGCCAGGUUUGACCAGUGACUCCAGUUCAAAUGAAGCUGGGAACGCUAAAGACAAUGUGACGUCUAGCGACUAUAUGUCAUUUUUGGUUGAAAAUGAUAUGGUGGUGCUUUCUCUUUCUCCGACUGUGCAGCUGGAGAAUCUGUUUACUAGGCUUGCCUUUGACCCACCACCGGUUCUCUUCAUAUCAAACGCGUUUCACAGAGUGGAGGAUCAUUGGCUCUUUCUCAGAGACUCAGACUCCUGGUAUCCCUACCCACCUAAGCUGAUAGAGAGAAACUAUGAAUCACCCCUCGAGUUAUUUGGCCCAGGCCCUCCAGUCGAUGUCCCCUUUGAUGCAGAUAUUAUAGCAGCACCCAACACCGGCAUAGUUCUAUCCAAUCUGGAGGAACUGAUGGCAAUGUACCCGCUAGGAUAUCAACAUCGAGACCCUUGUGUCAUGGGAAUUGACGGCUUGAUCUCUCCCUUGAGAGAGAAAAUCUACCGCCUCAUGCCACGCUACGAACACUUAUAUAUUCUCAUCCUCAAACCACCGCAGGAUGAGCCUUCCGCACCGCACACCUCUUUAGGCAUACACUCCAAUGAACAGGUCUCCCUGCGACGCUUCUGCGACAGUUUCGGGGACUUCGCCAAAGCCACUGUGGCAAUCAUUCCCACAGAAAGAGGAUCGAUCGCAAGAUGGGUCUUCGGAAUAGGAAGAACCCACAUCAACGACUCAGGGUUCAUUCACCAACUGGACGACAGACUAUACCAAAUGACCUACGGUGAAGUAGGAGAAACACGCGCAGAAGUCCUCCUCCGCACAAUGGGUCUGAACGCCUACGCUGCACGCAUGUUACUGAGUGAUAAUCGCUACGGCUUUUCGACCCCGGAGCCCAUUGCUGGCAUUGGGUAUGAUCGUUAUAACCCCGAGCAUGCCGAUGAGUGGGCUUUGGAAAGUCUGUUUGCGAUGACCGUCGAGGAAAGACGGAGACACUAUGCUUAUCCUAUUGGCGAGAAGGUUCUUGGGAGGUUUGAAGAGGUUCUUGAGUGGAGUGCUUUGCUUGGUCCUGGGAAUUUCAGUGCGGAUCUGGACCCUGCUUUUCGCGCCUGCAUGGAUGCAGGCGAAAUCCAGGAUGUUGCUUCCCAUUGCACUUCUCUUGUCGGGCAGUAUGACUUUGACUCUCAACGAAUGCAAACGGAUCCUGAUAUGGAGGUCACUCCUAAUGAGAGUGAAACACGACGGUUGGAUAUGGACCUUGAAGAUGUCAGUUCAGUCAGCCAGCAUGGGCUGGACUUUCAACAAAAGAACAUCAAUCCGGAUAUGAGUAUCUCCCCCAGUGAGAAUGAAAUGCGACAGUUGGAUAUGGAUCUUCGAGAUGUCAGUUCUGCCAUGAGUGAUAUUAUCUGA
Messenger RNA from Penicillium nucicola, 3132 nucleotides. RefSeq lists its product as uncharacterized. The coding region runs from base 1 to 3132 and encodes 1043 amino acids. The record is from RefSeq and is a predicted model, not a curated record. The transcript is spliced from 2 exons. NCBI's taxonomy places the organism in Eukaryota, Fungi, Ascomycota, Eurotiomycetes, Eurotiales, Aspergillaceae.